GAUCGCGGUCCAAAGGGAGCAGAGAGGCGCAUCUCGCUGUGAGAGAUGGAGGGAGGCAGCAACCUCCCGGACCCCGCGGCCUUUGGAAUGUCCUCCCUGCCAGAGCAGCAUGAGGAUCAAUUGGCGCUGGGCUUUCGGAUGAUUCAGAAUGCUUACAACAGCAAGGUCCAAACCUUGGAACAAGAGCUGAGAGGCCUUCGCUUAAGCUAUGAGGAGCAGAAAAAUCAAGCUGCCGCCCUACAGCGCAAGAACUCAGCGCUGGAGGUGGAGCUGGUAGAGGGACAUCAAAAGGCGCAGCAGUUGGCGGAAGAGAAUAAGGAGCUCUUCAAAACGGUGCAGCAGCUGCGGCGGCAGCUUCAGCGCUUGGAGGGUCUCAAGAAGCGGGUCUUGGAGUCUAUUUCCGAUGAGCAGGGCUUGGAAACCUCUGAGGACUCUAAACUCUACAUGAGGGAUGACUACCUCGCUGGUGCUCUGCCAAUGACUGUUCAAUCCAUGCAAGGGGAGGUCGGCGGCUUCAAUGCACGCCCUUCAGGUGGCCUACCUGCUACGCCCGAGUCGUACCGGCCCAACUAUGACGCCAGUGCGCCUGUGACCGAGCCCACAACGACGUCUGCCCCGAUCGAUGGGAAGCAGUUCUUUCGUCAGGCUCGAAAUAGCCUGUCCUAUGAAGCCUUCAAUGAGUUUUUGGCCAACAUCAAGCGGCUGAACAAUCAGCAACAGUCGCGCGAGACCACGCUGGAAGAGGCGAAGAGAAUCUUUGGCCCCGAGUUGCAACACCUCUACCAGGACUUCGAGUUGUUGCUGAACCGCCACGGGGCUUGAGCUGCUAGAGCCCGGUGGGCAUGCCCCUGUUGCAGAUCCCC
Cladocopium goreaui is the source of this 863-nucleotide messenger RNA. Lineage: Eukaryota; Dinophyceae; Suessiales; Symbiodiniaceae. The record is from the annotation of a GenBank genome assembly.